Molecule: messenger RNA, 1308 nt
Organism: Saccostrea cuccullata (small rock oyster)
Lineage: Eukaryota; Metazoa; Mollusca; Bivalvia; Ostreida; Ostreidae
Product: putative nuclease HARBI1
Exons: 1
Coding region: 1-1308 (435 amino acids)
Source: RefSeq, a predicted model, not a curated record
AUGGAUCCUAUCGCUUUACAUCAUGCAAUGCUAUUGCAACAUCAUGCCCUGAAACUACAGCAAGACUCUAUGAUCAUGCUGACGAUGUUGAAGAUGAGAAGAAAAAAAUAUACUAAAAAGAAAUAUUGGGUUGUUCCGUGGUUACGAGAACGUCAAAGAGAUCAUUAUGGCCAGUAUACCUCCCUCAUGAAAGAACUGAGGCUUGGAGAUGAAGCUUCCUAUCGGAACUAUCUGCGUAUGCCACCGGAGAUGUUCGACGAACUGUUGACCAGGGUUGGCCCCAGGAUUGAAAAGAUGGACACUAACUAUAGAAGAGCCAUAGAAACAGGGGUAAAGUUGACCGCCACCUUAAGACACCUUGCAACUGGUAUAGAUUACCCAAGCCUUUCUUAUGACUUCAGAGUAUCGCGCCAUACGAUAGCUACAUUCAUUCCACUUGUGUGUAAAGCUAUUGUGGAUGAGUACAAGAAUGAAGUUAUACCCUGUCCAACCUCAGCUGCUGAAUGGAAGGCCAUUGCUGAUGAAUUCGAGAGAAGAUGGAAUGUACCACAUGCAAUUGGGGCUCUAGAUGGUAAGCACGUGGCCAUCAGAAAACCAGCAAGUUCUGGAUCUCUGUACUAUAAUUACAAGAAGUUUUGCUCCAUCGUCCUUCUGGCUCUGGUGGAUGCGAAUGCCAAAUUCCUGUGGAUCGAUGUUGGUGGUUUGGGACAUCAAUCUGAUGCACAGAUAUUCAACGCCAGUGAGCUGCACGAAUGCAUUGUUGAUGGUUCAGUUCAUCUGCCAGCAGCUGAACCUAUGACCAAUGAUGACGUUGAUGUACCAUUCUUUAUCCUGGGUGAUGAUGCUUUUGCCUUAAAACCCUACCUUAUGAAGCCAUACACUAGGAGAGGUUUAACCAAGGAAGAAACCAUCUGUAACUACAGAAUUUCCAGAGGAAGGCGCGUGGUUGAGAAUGCGUUUGGAAUCCUGUCCUCACGUUUCAGGUGUUUGCUGACAACUCUACAACAGAAUCCAGACAACUGCAGAUUAAUUGUGGAAGCUUGUGUUUGCCUGCAUAACAUAAUGAGAAUGAGGUACCCAGCACUCCAGAAUGCAGAUAUGGACAUGGAAGAUUUAGAACACAAUAUUAUUCCUGGAGAAUGGAGAAACUCGGGAGAUCUGCAAGACUUGGCCUACCACUUGGGCCGUAAUAGGGACAACGCCGAGGGGAAGAAAGUACGGGACUACAUAAAGAACUACUUCAACAGUCCUGUUGGUUCUGUUCCAUGGCAAGAGAAAAUGGUGACCGCAAAACACAGAGUUUUCUGA